UCUGAGCCGGGCGGGAGCCGUCGAGGGCCCGGGGAGCACGGGCCGGGCGACUUUCCCCCGGGAGUUGUAGUCUCGCUCGCGGGGGGCGGCGCGCGCGGAGGCUGAGGGGGAGGGGGAGCAUGCCCGGCUGGAGCCCGGCCUCGGGGCGCGCCCCGGCCGCCGUCCCCACCUCCGCCUCCUCCUUCUCCUCCUCCGUCUCCUCCUCCUCCUCUUCCAGUCCCGCCGCCGCGGCAGCCAACAUGGCUGCGCUCCGGAGCCCGGGAGGCGGCCGCUGCUGAGUGCCGCCCGCCGCCCCGGGCCCCCAGCGCGCCCAGGCCCCGGCCCCGGCCCCGGCCCAUGGCCCCCGCCGCCUCGCGGCUCCCGGCGCGUUAGGGCUGCCGCCGAGGCGCUCGCCCGCCCUCCCACCAGCCAGCCGGCCUCGGGGGACGUCCGGCAGGGAGGAGCGGCGCGGCCCGCCACCAUGGAGCCCCAGCGCCGGGAGCUGCUCGCUCAGUGUCAGCAGAGCCUGGCCCAGGCCAUGACGGAGGUGGAAGCCGUGCUCGGGCUGCUCGAGGCCGCGGGAGCGCUCAGCCCCGGCGAGCGGCGGCAGCUGGACGAGGAGGCGGGAGGCGCCAAGGCGGAGCUGCUGCUCAAGCUGCUCCUGGCCAAGGAGCGGGACCACUUCCAGGACCUGCGGGCGGCGCUGGAGAAGACGCAGCCUCACCUGCUGCCCAUUCUCUACCUGAACGGCGUUGUCGGGCCGCCGCAGCCCGCCGAGGGCGCGGGUUCUACCUAUAGCGUCCUAUCCACCAUGCCGUCAGACUCAGAAAGCAGCAGCUCCCUCAGCAGUGUGGGCACCACCGGGAAGGCACCAUCCCCGCCACCCCUCCUCACUGACCGGCAAGUGAACGAGAAGGUGGAGAACCUCUCCAUCCAGCUGCGGCUCAUGACCCGGGAGAGGAAUGAGCUUCGCAAGCGCCUGGCCUUUGCUACGCACGGGACGGCCUUUGACAAGAGGCCCUACCACAGGCUGAAUCCUGACUACGAGAGGCUGAAGAUCCAGUGUGUGCGGGCCAUGUCGGACCUGCAGAGCCUGCAGAACCAGCACACCAACGCCUUGAAGAGGUGUGAGGAGGUGGCCAAGGAGACUGACUUCUACCACACACUCCACAGCCGGCUCCUGAGUGACCAGACUCGGCUGAAGGAUGAUGUGGACAUGCUGAGGCGGGAGAACGGGCAGCUGCUGCGGGAGCGAAACCUGCUACAGCAAUCGUGGGAGGACAUGAAGCGGCUCCACGAGGAAGACCAGAAGGAGAUCGGUGACCUCCGUGCCCAGCAGCAGCAGGUGUUGAAACACAACGGGUCGUCUGAGAUCCUUAACAAGCUGUAUGACACGGCCAUGGACAAGCUGGAGGUGGUGAAGAAGGAUUACGAUGCCCUGCGGAAGAGGUACAGUGAGAAAGUCGCCAUCCACAACGCAGACCUGAGCCGCCUGGAGCAGCUCGGGGAGGAGAACCAGCGGCUGCUGAAGCAGACAGAGAUGCUGACCCAGCAGAGGGACACGGCCAUCCAGCUGCAGCACCAGUGCGCGCUCUCCCUGAGGAGGUUCGAGGCGAUCCACCAUGAGCUGAACAAGGCCACAGCACAGAACAAGGACCUGCAGUGGGAGAUGGAGCUGCUGCAGUCAGAGCUGACCGAGCUGAGAACCACGCAGGUGAAGACAGCGAAGGAGUCAGAGAAGUACAGGGAGGAGCGGGACGCUGUGUACAGCGAGUACAAGCUCAUCAUGAGUGAGCGCGACCAGGUCAUCUCUGAGCUGGACAAGCUGCAGACUGAGGUGGAGCUGGCUGAGUCCAAGCUCAAGAGCAGCACGUCUGAGAAGAAGGCGGCCAGCGAGGAGAUGGAGGCACUGCGGCAGAUCAAAGAUACAGUGACAAUGGACGCUGGGAGAGCCAACAAGGAGGUGGAAAUCCUUCGAAAGCAGUGCAAGGCUCUGUGCCAGGAGCUGAAGGAAGCCCUCCAGGAGGCGGAUGUGGCCAAGUGCCGGCGGGACUGGGCCUUCCAGGAGCGAGACAAGAUCGUGGCCGAGCGUGAUAGCAUCCGGACACUGUGUGACAACCUGAGGCGGGAGCGGGACCGUGCAGUGAGCGAGCUGGCUGAGGCCCUUCGCAGCCUGGAUGACACCCGCAAGCAGAAGAAUGACGUCAGCCGCGAGCUGAAGGAACUCAAAGAGCAGAUGGAAUCCCAGUUGGAAAAAGAGGCCCGGUUCCGGCAGCUGAUGGCCCACAGCUCCCACGACUCGGCCAUUGACACGGAUUCCAUGGAGUGGGAAACGGAAGUUGUAGAGUUUGAGAGGGAGACGGAGGAUAUUGACUUGAAGGCACUGGGGUUUGAUAUGGCAGAAGGUGUGAAUGAGCCUUGUUUUCCGGGGGACUGCGGCAUAUUUGUCACUAAAGUGGACAAAGGAAGCAUUGCUGAUGGCCGUUUAAGGGUCAAUGACUGGCUGCUGCGAAUCAACGAUGUGGACCUCAUCAACAAGGACAAGAAGCAGGCCAUCAAGGCGCUCCUCAAUGGGGAGGGGGCCAUCAACAUGGUUGUGCGGAGGAGGAAGUCCCUGGGUGGGAAGGUGGUCACGCCACUGCACAUCAACCUCAGUGGACAGAAAGACAGCGGCAUCAGUCUGGAGAAUGGAGUGUACGCUGCUGCUGUGCUGCCUGGAAGCCCUGCCGCCAAAGAAGGGUCCCUUGCUGUGGGAGACAGGAUUGUUGCGAUCAAUGGCAUUGCACUGGACAACAAGUCUCUGAAUGAAUGUGAAUCUCUGCUGCGGAGCUGCCAGGACUCCCUGACCCUGUCCCUCCUGAAGGUGUUCCCUCAGAGCUCCUCGUGGAGUGGCCAGAACAUUUUUGAAAAUAUCAAAGACUCUGAUAAGAUGCUGAGUUUUCGAGCCCAUGGCCCGGAGGUCCAGGCUCAUAAUAAACGGAACUUGAUACAGCACAAUAACUCCACGCAGACAGACAUCUUCUAUGCGGACAGGCUGGAAGACAGGAAGGAGCCAGGCCCCCCAGGAGGCAGCAGCUCCUUUCUGCACAAGCCAUUCCCAGGGGGACCCUUGCAGGUCUGCCCCCAGGCCUGUCCCAGUGCCUCUGAGCGUAGCCUGAGCUCCUUCCGCUCAGAUGCCUCUGGGGACCGUGGCUUUGGGCUGGUGGAUGUGCGUAGCCGGCGGCCACUGCUGCCCUUUGAGACAGAGGUGGGCCCCUGUGGGGUGGGGGAGGCCCCCCUGGACAAGGCGGACUCUGAAGGCUCCAACAGCGGUGGGACCUGGCCCAAGGCCGUGCUCAGCUCCACGGCAGCGCCUGAGAAACUCUCCGUUUAUAAGAAGCCAAAGCAAAGAAAGUCCAUCUUUGACCCUAACACUUUCAAAUGCCCCCAGACACCCCCCAAAAUAGACUACCUGCUUCCAGGCUCUGGGCCUGCUCACUCUCCCCAGCCCUCCAAGAGGGUGGGGCCUCUGACACCCCCAAAACCUCCCAGGAGGAGCGACUCCAUUAAGUUCCAGCACAGGCUGGAGACCAGCUCUGAGUCAGAGGCCACUCUGGUGGGCAGCUCCCCAUCCACAAGCCCCCCGAGUGCCCUGCCCCCCGACGGGGGCCCUGGGGAGCCCAUGCACGCAUCACCCCCUCGCAAGGCCAGGGUCCGCAUCGCUUCCAGCUACUACCCCGAAGGAGACGGAGACUCCUCCUUCCUGCCAGCCAAGAAGUCCUGUGAUGAGGACCUCACCUCCCAGAAGGUGGACGAACUAGGGCAGAAGCGUCGCCGGCCAAAGUCUGCUCCCAGUUUUCGGCCUAAGCUCGCUCCAGUAGUGAUUCCUGCUCAGUUCCUGGAGGAACAGAAGUGCGUCCCGGUCAGUGGAGAACUCUCCCCGGAUCUCCAGGAGUGGGCCCCUUACUCACCCGGGCAUUCCAGCCGGCACAACAAUCCCCCGCUGUACCCUAGCAGGCCGUCUGUGGGCACUGUUCCCCGGAGUGUGACCCCCAGCACCACCAUGAGCUCCAUCCUGCGGAACCCCAUCUACACCGUGCGCAGCCACAGGGUCGGCCCUUGCAGCUCUCCACCUGCGGCCCGAGAUGCCGGCCCCCAGGGUUUGCAUCCCAGUGUCCAGCACCAGGGACGCCUGAGCCUGGACCUGAGCCACAGGGCCUGCAGCGACUACUCCGAGAUGAGAGCCACCCACGGGUCCAACUCACUGCCCUCCAGCGCCCGCCUAGGUUCUUCGAGUAACUUGCAGUUCAAGGCGGAACGCAUUAAAAUCCCAUCAACCCCAAGAUACCCACGGUCUGUUGUGGGCUCCGAUAGAGGUUCACUGUCACAUUCUGAAUGCAGCACUCCUCCGCAGUCACCCCUCAACAUCGACACCCUGUCCUCUUGUAGCCAGUCCCAGACCUCAGCCUCCACAUUGCCCAGAAUCGCUGUCAACCCUGCGUCCCUCGGGGAGCGGAGAAAGGACAGGCCUUACGUGGAGGAGCCACGCCACGUGAAGGUGCAGAAGGGCUCAGAGCCGCUGGGCAUCUCCAUCGUGAGUGGAGAGAAGGGCGGCAUCUAUGUCUCCAAGGUGACCAUAGGGAGCAUCGCUCACCAGGCCGGCCUUGAGUACGGGGAUCAGUUACUGGAGUUCAAUGGCAUAAAUCUGCGGAGCGCCACAGAGCAGCAGGCGCGACUCAUCAUCGGGCAGCAGUGUGACACCAUCACCAUCCUGGCUCAGUACAACCCCCAUGUGCACCAGCUCAGCAGCCACUCCCGGUCCAGCUCACACCUGGACCCUGCCGGUACCCACUCCACUCUCCAGGGCAGCGGCACCACUACCCCGGAGCAUCCCUCUGUCAUUGACCCACUGAUGGAGCAGGAUGAGGGCCCUGGCACCCCUCCAGCCAAGCAGAGCAGCCCCAGCUCCAGGAUUGCGGGAGAUGCCAACAAGAAGACGCUAGAGCCGCGUGUUGUCUUCAUCAAAAAGUCCCAGCUGGACCUUGGGGUGCACUUGUGCGGCGGGAACCUGCAUGGGGUGUUUGUGGCCGAGGUGGAGGAUGACAGUCCUGCCAAGGGUCCUGACGGCCUCGUUCCGGGGGACCUCAUCCUGGAGUAUGGCAGCCUGGACGUGCGGAACAAGACAGUGGAGGAGGUCUACGUGGAGAUGCUGAAGCCCAGGGAUGGCAUCCGCCUGAAGGUGCAGUACCGCCCCGAGGAGUUCACGAAGGCCAAGGGCCUGCCUGGUGACAGCUUCUACAUCAGGGCCCUGUAUGACCGGCUGGCAGACGUGGAGCAUGAGCUGAGCUUUAAGAAGGAUGACAUCCUCUAUGUGGAUGAUACUUUGCCCCAGGGCACGUUCGGGUCCUGGAUGGCUUGGCAGCUGGACGAGAAUGCCCAGAAGAUCCAGCGUGGGCAGAUUCCCAGCAAAUAUGUGAUGGACCAAGAAUUCUCCAGGAGGCUCAGCAUGUCUGAAGUCAAAGAUGACAGUAGUGCCACAAAGACCCUGUCAGCGGCUGCACGCCGGUCUUUUUUUCGGAGGAAACACAAGCACAAACGCAGCGGGUCCAAGGAUGGGAAAGACCUGCUCGCCUUGGAAGCCUUUUCCAGCGAUUCCAUUCCACUCUUUGAAGAUUCCGUGAGCCUGGCCUAUCAGCGUGUCCAGAAGGUGGACUGCACUGCUCUGAGGCCUGUCCUGAUUCUGGGGCCUUUGCUGGACGUGGUGAAGGAGAUGCUGGUGAAUGAGGCGCCUGGCAAGUUCUGCAGAUGUCCCCUUGAGGUGAUGAAGGCCUCCCAGCAGGCCAUUGAACGGGGUGUCAAAGAUUGCCUGUUUGUCGACUAUAAGCGGAGAAGCGGCCACUUCGACGUGACCACUGUGGCGUCAAUAAAGGAGAUCACAGAAAAGAACCGACACUGCCUCCUGGACAUUGCUCCCCACGCUAUCGAGCGGCUACACCACAUGCACAUCUAUCCCAUUGUCCUCUUCAUCCACUACAAGAGCGCCAAGCACAUCAAGGAACAGAGAGACCCCAUCUACCUGAGGGACAAGGUGACUCAGAGGCAUUCCAAAGAGCAGUUUGAGGCGGCGCAGAAGGUUGAGCAGGAGUACAGCAGGUACUUCACAGGGGUCAUCCAGGGAGGAGCCCUGUCAAGCAUUUGCACUCAGAUCUUGGCAAUGGUCAAUCAAGAACAAAAUAAAGUCCUGUGGAUUCCAGCCUGCCCGCUCUAGAAGAAUGCUGUGCUGUGGAUGACUGCAGCUGGCCGCCUGAGGGGACGCCAGGCUCAGCCCUUUUCUAGUGACUAAAAGUAGAAGUCUGUCCGUCUGUGAAUAUGCAGGGGAAGGAUCCAGAACCAGGACCCAGAAGCACCUCCUUUGAAGACAAGAGGGCCACGGCUGCGUGUGAUCCAGGCCCAGGCCCACACACUCUGCCCGUCACACGCGUGCUUUAACACAAAACGGAUAACACUAAAGACGUUGGAUUACAGGGGUUCAGCACCCACCUAUCUUUAGCCAGCUGAUCAGAGAUGCUGCAAAGAGAACCUUUCGGAUCACUCGUUUACAAGCCUUUUCUAAGUAUUUGGUGGUUUAUGUUUACUUGAACGGCCCCAUGUUGCCGGUGCCCAGCCCCUGCCCCUCUGUCAGCCCCAUCGCUUUGGGAUUGGUUUUGUUCCCGUCUUCAGCAAAACGACCUUGGAACCUCAAUGGGGGCUGCUUUGCUUUGGGAGGUUCUUGUCGGUGGGACCAGAGCUUUGACAAACCUCCUGCUCCUCGGUGGCACCUCUCCCGGAGGACUUCACAACUGCAGGUGCUCAGACUGCCUGUGGCAGCAGAACCAGUGCCUUUGGCAUUUUCCUCCCAUACUGGGGAAGGCAACUUUGGUGUUCUUACAGACUCGUCUCUCGGCCUUUCUCUCCUGCCUUCCACAGCCUCUCGUUUCUCCUCCAUCUGUGCUUAGUACUUAAGCACUGUGUCUGCUCCGUGAGAGCUGCGUGGGCAGGCUGCGGUAGGGUCCCAGCGGAGUUCAGCUGUGCUGAUACCUGCCAUCGGGUCCUCCUUAGGCUCUGUAAGUUAUGACAGCCUUCAUCAGUGCAAUGUUUGCAGGGUAAUUCUUAAACUUUAUAGAGGGUGGCAGGUACAUCAGUUCUUUUUGAUACGAAAACAUUCACAUUUCAGACGUUGAAUUGAGAGCUUUUAGGGGAGCGUAAUGGUUAGUGUCAUCACUAUCAACAAUCUAAAGAAAAACUGAGGUCUUUUUAAUCUUGGUUACAGCACUCACGGCAUGCACCUUACUCCACGUGGGUGUCUUCGUUUGGGGGCUUUUGUUUUGUUUUGUUUUUGCACUUCUGAGGCUGGAUAUGUCUGGCUGAAGAUUUGAUGUGGUUCCUCCUUAAGCUGUGCGUCCUGUUAAUAAUAGGUACUGUACUGGGCUCUGUGUAAGUGUCAUUGGGGUGGGACCUAUAUUUUAAUACUGUUCCUAACAUUUCAUUUUACUAGCGAGAAAUCUUUGAUUUCAUUUUAUUCUUUGUAAUUCUAGAUAGUAGAUUGUAGUUUAGCCAUAACUGCCGUUUUUAAAAAGGGAUAUAUUUUCUUGCACAGUUGUUCAAAAAAGAGACAAGUUUCAGUCCCCAAUGCUGUCCUUUGUUUUACAGGUACAAGUUUUCUAGCUCAGACGAACGAGGAAAAACUGUAGACUAUUCCCGAGGUAUUAACUCGCAGACCCUCUGGGGGCAAGGGCUGUUUUCUGAGUUGCAGGCAGAGUGGGACUGAGAUGGUACAGUGUGCACAGACAGGUACUGAGCUGACAGACUGGGGUUUUCUGUACUAAAAUGUUACUUUGUAUCAAAAGUUAAACAGGCUUUAGUACAACAAAUAAAGGUCAAUUUCUGUAA
Saimiri boliviensis boliviensis (Bolivian squirrel monkey) is the source of this 7887-nucleotide messenger RNA. RefSeq names its product discs large MAGUK scaffold protein 5 (gene DLG5). Gene Ontology annotation, biological process: negative regulation of hippo signaling; regulation of apoptotic process. The record is from RefSeq and is a predicted model, not a curated record. Gene Ontology annotation, molecular function: protein binding. Gene Ontology annotation, cellular component: plasma membrane. Lineage: Eukaryota; Metazoa; Chordata; Mammalia; Primates; Cebidae.